Molecule: messenger RNA, 399 nt
Organism: Adineta ricciae
Lineage: Eukaryota; Metazoa; Rotifera; Eurotatoria; Adinetida; Adinetidae
Source: the annotation of a GenBank genome assembly
AUGCUAUUCAUAGUGAUUGCAGCACUUUUGAGCCAUGGUAUCUAUGGAUUACCAGCAAUCAAUUUUACAGAUAGUGCCGUACCAAAGGAAAUGAUUAAAACAUUGAGCGAAGCUCUUGUAGCUCCAACUGAACAACAAGCAGGUCAAGUUGAUCCCAAAGGAUUUUACUAUCCAUAUGCAUAUCAAAAUGUGAACUGGUACAACUUUCCUUAUUUAUGGCCUGCUGUUGCUGGUGGUCUUCUUGACCCAACUGCACCAUUUGCCGGUCUCGGUGCAUCACUGACAGGUUUGGGAACUGGUUGUCCAACGGGUCUUUGCCCAUCUGGUGCUACCUGCUCGCAACUUUCGGGUCAAUGGCAAUGCGGAUGUGGCCUCAACGGUUGUGUCGGAGGUAUGUGA